Molecule: messenger RNA, 654 nt
Organism: Adineta steineri
Lineage: Eukaryota; Metazoa; Rotifera; Eurotatoria; Adinetida; Adinetidae
Source: the annotation of a GenBank genome assembly
AUGCAGUCAACAGUAUUUUUAUUUCUGGUCACAUCUGUUAUUGGCACAGUUCAAUCACAGACAUGGGCUGGCACUUACACACCCGACUCAACUUGCAGUACAUCAGCUUGCUGCUGUUUGAGUGGACAGGUAGUAGUAACAUCUGCUUCGGCAAAUACUUAUACAGUCAACUCCGGCACGAAUGGUGUAUGUGGUGGUGUUAAUACAUUCACAGGUACCGCUCAUACAGAUGGAUAUACAGGUUGGAUGGUAGUGACCGACAAUAAUACACUCACACUUAGCUCCGAUAGUAACACCAUCAAUGUAAUCAGUCCUUCGAACGCAGCAUGCAGUGGUCAAGGAGUCAAGAGUGGUGUUAUCAAACAGCAUCCUAAUAUUAUAAUGUUAUUUGCUAUAUGUUUAAUCAUAAAGCCAUUACAAACAUCUCUUUUAUCGGAAUCUUUCGUAUUUUAUAUAAUUUUUUUAUAUAAUAAUUAUAAAAAUCCUAAUGGAACAACAGUAUUUAUUCCUGCUUUAUUUGUCGACAAUCGAUAUAUGAUUAUUUUAUUAAUAUUCGUAAAUGCUAUUUUUCGAUCAUUUUAUUGGACAGAAUAUUUUAUUGGUAUUACAGCUGGUUAUAUAUUUAUGAAAUUAGAACAAGCUAAAAUUAUUUGA